AUGGAGUUCGCUUACAACAGUGUUGUUCAUUCUUCUACAAGAAAAUCACCAUUUACCAUUGUUUACACUUCGGUGCCUAGGCAUGUGGUUGACCUAGGCAAGCUUCCAAGAGCCCAAAAGACUAGUGUAGCUAUUGAAAAUAUGGUUGAACAAGUUGAGACUGUGAGGGAAGAAGUGAAGGAAAAGCUAGAGAGGACCAACGCCAAAUUUAAGGCCGCCACUAAUAAGCAUUGCCGUGUGAAGUUGUUCUAG
Prunus armeniaca (apricot) is the source of this 252-nucleotide messenger RNA. The record is from the annotation of a GenBank genome assembly. NCBI's taxonomy places the organism in Eukaryota, Viridiplantae, Streptophyta, Magnoliopsida, Rosales, Rosaceae.